UUCAUCCCCGCCUCAUCGCCAUCAGAUUAUUAUUUGGUUUAUAAUGCCGCUGAAGAAAAGCCCUACGGCUGCUCAUGCGAAUCAUGCCAUUACUCUGGUGAUUAUGCUACAAUAUGUUCCCAAGCUGUUAGUCAUUUUCCCAUUGAACUGGAAGAUCAUCAAGAACACCGGGGUUGUGGCAAAGACUGCUUGGUCUGGUGCUGCAUAUAAUCUUCUUCUCUAUAUGUUGGCUAGUCAUGUUUUAGGAGCUGUAUGGUAUCUGAUGUCGAUAGAGCGAGAGUUGUCAUGCUGGAAGAUGGAGUGCAAAAAGGAGGAGAAAUGCAACCCCUUAUUCCUGGACUGUUCUUAUGCUGCGGCAAUGGAGAAGCGGGAAGAGUGGGCAGCGUCCACUCAGGUGUUCAAGAAUUGCAAUGCCCGAACCACACCCAACGGCUUCCAGUUCGGGAUGUUCGCAGCUGCAUACAACGACCAGGUUUCCUCUGCCACCUUCUUUGAGCGCUACUUUUAUUGCCUCUGGUGGGGUUUGAGGAGCCUCAGUUUGCAGUUCGUAUGGACAAGGAAUGGAGACCACAACAUACACUGUUGAGACACUAUUUAGUUCUAUUAUCUGUCUUAUGGGCUUAGUUAUUUUCGCACUUCUGAUUGGAAAUAUGCAGUCUUACCUGCAAUCAAUGUCAACAAGACUGGAAGAAUGGAGGGUGAAACGCAGAGAUACUGAGGAGUGGAUGCGACACCGUCAAUUACCCCAAGAACUGCAGGAACGUGUUCGCCGAUUUGUUCAAUAUAAAUGGCUUGCCACUAGAGGAGUGGAAGAAGAGGAGAUAUUACGUUCAUUACCUUUGGAUAUACGCCGCGAAAUACGACGACAUCUUUGUCUAGCUCUUGUUCGUCGGGUCCCUUUUUUCGCACAAAUGGAUGACCAGCUUUUAGAUGCUAUAUGUGAGCGCCUAGUUUCAUCGUUAAACACAAAGCACACAUUCAUCGUCCGGGAAGGCGAUCCAGUGAAUGAGAUGCUUUUCAUUAUCAGAGGGCAACUCGAGAGUUCCACCACAAAUGGGGGGCGCUCUGGAUUCUUGGACUCCAUAACUCUUAAACCCGGUGACUUUUGCGGCGAAGAGCUACUGACGUGGGCACUAAUGCCAAAUAUGAAUUCCAACCUUCCAUCAUCAACACGAACGGUGAAAUCGCUUACAGAGGUCGAGGCAUUCGCUCUCCGAGCUGAAGACCUGAAGUUCGUGGCGAACCAGUUCAAGCGCCUGCACAGCAAAAAGCUGCAGCAUGCUUUUCGGUGUUACUCGCACCAGUGGAGGACGUGGGGAGCUUGUUUCAUCCAAGCUGCAUGGAGGCGUUACAAGAGGAAGAGGCUGGCAGAGGAGCUGGCUAGACAAGAGAGCUUGGCCUGUACAAAAUAUAUGGACAUGGAUGGUGAUGAUGAUGGUGAUAGUAUUUUUGAAGACAGCAAUGCUCAACAUCUGGGUGCUACAAUUUUGGCUUCAAAAUUUGCAGCGAACACUAGGAAAGGCGCUGCUGCUGCUGGCCAGAAGGUGAGAGUGGUGGAUCCUACUGAUCCCGGUUUGCGGAUGCCCAAACUUUUCAAACCCAAUGAACCCGACUUUUCUGGACAUGGUGCAGAAACUCAACCUGCGGGUGAUCCGUUUGAGUGAAGAUCCCUCCAUUAUUAUAGUAUUAUACUAAUAAUUAAUAAUGUACUAAUAUAGACAGAAGUCUAUCUUGAGUCUCAUAUACUCCCUCUAUCCCACAGUUAAGUUUACAGUUUGAUUUUUCGAGUCCAAUUUUAUUAAUUUUGACCGUCAAUUAUGAGCAUCUAUAUCGUAUAACCGGUUGUACAGUAUGAUUUGUCCAGCCCGUGACAUUUUUGUAAUUUUGGUUGAAAUUCACGACUUCCGGUUGUACAGUUGUACUUGUAUUGAACAUCAAGCCUAUUAUGUUGAACAUUAGAAAUCUAAUAUUGAGUAUCGUGAUA
Molecule: messenger RNA, 1984 nt
Organism: Cuscuta epithymum
Lineage: Eukaryota; Viridiplantae; Streptophyta; Magnoliopsida; Solanales; Convolvulaceae
Source: the annotation of a GenBank genome assembly